CGGCCCGGAAGAGUGAGGGGAGAGCACCGCACCGCCGGAAGGAGCCGCCCGGCUUCUCGACCCCGGACCCCGGCGGGCGACCUGCGAGCGGCUAUGGAGGGCUCUCAGCCAGAUGCUGCGGACGACAAUGACAUGGACGCGUUCCUGGACAAGUUCCGGAGCCAGCCUUACCGCGGCGGCUUCCACGAGGAUCACUGGGAGGAGGUGGGAGGAAUUUGACAAGAUUCCCUUAUUUAUGAAGAAAGCACCAUCAGAAGUUAAUCCCAAGGAGAAUCCUGACUUGGCUUGCCUGCAGUCAAUUAUUUUUGAUGAGGAGCGCUCUCCAGAAGAACAAGCCAAGACCUAUAAAGAUGAGGGCAAUGACUACUUUAAAGAAAAAGACUAUAAGAAAGCUGUGAUUUCAUACACUGAAGGAUUAAAGAAGAAAUGUGUAGAUCCUGAUUUGAAUGCUGUCCUGUAUACCAACCGAGCAGCAGCACAGUACUAUCUGGGCAAUUUUCGUUCUGCUCUCAAUGAUGUGAUGGCUGCCAGAAAACUAAAACUCCACCACCUCAAAGCCAUAGUGAGAGGUGCCCUGUGCCAUCUAGAACUGAAACACUUUUCCGAGGCUGUGAGCUGGUGUGACGAGGGACUGCUGAUAGAUGCCAAGGAAAAGAAACUUCUGGAAGUAAGAGCUAAAGCAGACAAGCUAAAGCGAAUUGAACAGAGAGAUGUGAGGAAAGCAAAGCUGAAGGAAAAGAAGGAGCAAAAUCAGAAUGAGGCUUUACUCCAAGCUCUCAAGGCUAGGAAUAUCAGGCUCAUGUCGGAAGCUGCUGGUGAGGAUGAAGAUGCAGCCUCAGAAGGUCUGGGCGAGGUGUUUCUGGAUGGGCUCAGCUCUGAGAACCCUUAUGGCGCCAGGCUGAGUCUGGAUGAUGAGGGCAGGCUGAGCUGGCCUGUGCUGUUCCUGUACCCAGAAUACGCCCAGUCGGACUUCAUCUCUUCUUUUCACGAGGACUCCCGGUUUAUUGAUCAUCUCAUGGUGAUGUUUGGUGAAAUACCCUCUUGGGACUCAGAGCAAAAAUACUGCCCUGAUAAUCUGGAGGUCUACUUUGAGGAUGAGGACAGGACAGAAUUAUACCAGGUGCCUCCCAAGAGCACCCUGCUGCAGGUGCUGCAGCACCCCAGGGUUCUCUCCAUUUUGCAGAAAUUAUCUCCAAGGGAGAAAGGUGCACCGGGUAAAGUGACAGAGCCAGGUCUCCUGCCUCACCUUCCUCACCGCCUUGAAACAGCUGGGGCCACUCCUAGAACCCAGCACUUUCGUUGUGUCUCUCUGGGGAUAUUUUCCCCUAGCCUUGAGCAGGGGAAGGAGCUGCUGACUUCCUUGAUCUGUGGCCUCUCUGGCCAUCACUCUCCAGUACGUACACAGUUCUGUGCCUUGGCUGUGGUGUCCUGGCAGUCUGUCUCUGAAGGGACCACCUGCUAUGUUUACCACAGCAACUGACUGACUCAGUGGCCUGUGGAGACUGACUCUGGACUUUGUGACAGUGCCACAAGAAGCCUGCGGAAGAUGCCCCUCCAAUACAGUAAAACAAACUCUGAGGAAUUCUAAAGCCUGAAGGCUCAGCUAACCUGGCUCCUGGUUAUUUCACCGUCGUGGAGGGGAGGUCUAAAGGGAGGCUGUGUGCUGUGGGUGAAUGGAGCAGAAAGCCACACCCUGUUUCUGUGUACUCCUCUAAAUCUGCCAGUUUCCUUCAUCUUUGCAGUGUGAGAACUGACAGGCAGUAACCUCUAAGUUCCUCUACGGUUUUCCCAUUUGAGGAUUUUGAGACAGGGUCUCACAGUGUUGCCCAGGCUGGCCUCUAACUCCUGGGCUCAAGGGAUUAUUUUGCCUCAGCCUCCUAAGUGCGGGACUACAGGUGCACACUCCUGUACCUGGCUAGGAUUGUAUGCCUUCUAAAUUGGAAAAUCUCCCUGGGUGUGGUGGUGCACGCCUUUAAUCCCAGCACUCGGGAGGCUGAGGCAGGAGAAUCAUCCUGAGUCAUGGUUGGCCUGGAAUACAUAACAGGACUAUGUCUCAGAAAACACACACACAGGAAAAAAUAUACCAUUAAACUGGAAAAUCUUUUUGCAUGUCAGGUCACUGUCAUAGG
Messenger RNA from Fukomys damarensis (Damara mole-rat), 2129 nucleotides. RefSeq names its product tetratricopeptide repeat domain 4 (gene Ttc4). Lineage: Eukaryota; Metazoa; Chordata; Mammalia; Rodentia; Bathyergidae. The record is from RefSeq and is a predicted model, not a curated record. The transcript is spliced from 10 exons. Gene Ontology annotation, molecular function: Hsp90 protein binding. Bases 113 to 1480 code for a protein of 455 amino acids.